Bactrocera tryoni is the source of this 1061-nucleotide messenger RNA. RefSeq names its product phosphatidylethanolamine-binding protein homolog F40A3.3-like. The record is from RefSeq and is a predicted model, not a curated record. The coding region runs from base 32 to 994 and encodes 320 amino acids. The transcript is spliced from 5 exons. Lineage: Eukaryota; Metazoa; Arthropoda; Insecta; Diptera; Tephritidae.
UAUUCAAGUGAGCAGUGGAGGUGGACGCAAAAUGAUUUCAAGUGGUAUAAUUCCGGACAUCAUUGACACCAGUCCUAAAGGUCUAGUGCAGGUUAAUUAUCCAAGUGGUGCUAAAGUAGAAUCUGGUAAGGAAUUGACUCCCACUCAGGUGAAGGAUCAACCCACAGUCAGUUGGGAGGCGGAAGAUGACGCUCUGUAUACUUUGUUUAUGGUAGACCCCGAUGCACCAUCACGUGCUGAGCCAAGUAAUCGGGAAUUUUUACACUGGCUGGUUAUUAACAUUCCAGGCAAUAAAGUAGCGGAAGGUCAAACUGUUGCGGAAUAUAUUGGUUCUGGUCCACCAGACGGUACUGGCUUGCACCGUUAUGUUUUCUUAGUCUUCAAGCAGGCGGGCAAGAUUGAAAGUACAAAAUUCAUUCGGAAAACUCAUAUUCAAGCAAACAGUGGAGGUAGACGCAAAAUGGAUUCAAGUGGCAUAGUUCCUGACAUUAUUGACAUUAAGCCUAAAGGUUUACUGCAGGUUAAUUAUCCAAGUGGUGUUAAAGUAGAACUUGGCAAGGAACUGACCCCCACUCAGGUAAAGGAUCAACCCACUGUCAGUUGGCGGGCGGAAGAUGAUGCUUUGUAUACUUUGAUUAUGGUGGAUCCAGAUGCACCCUCACGUGCCGAACCAACCCUUCGAGAAAUUUUACACUGGUUGGUUAUUAAUAUUCCAGGCAAUAAAGUAGCGCAAGGUCAAACUGUUGCGGAAUAUAUUGGCUCUGGUCCACCAGAGGGCAGUGGCUUACACCGUUAUGUCUUCUUAGUCUUCAAGCAGCCGGGCAAGAUUGAAAGUGCAAAAUUUAUACCAAAAACAUCUCGUGAAGGUCGUGUAAAGGUGACGACAAGAGAUUCCAUUGCAAAACAUAAUUUGGGUGAUCCGAUCGCUGGAAACUUUUAUCAGGCGCAAUAUGAUAAUUAUGUGCCGGUAUUAAGAGCACAACUUGUUAACUAAUUGCAAAAACAAAUAAUUAUAGCAGAUAUUUUAUGUAUUUUAUUUAUACGUACAUACGCAUGUGUCA